AUGGGGAAAUGGGAUACCUCAUGUGUGGACAAGAAUGAGUUUGCUCUUAAGAUGUGGGAUGAGACCCCUGAAGGAAUGGACAUUAGUGUUUGUUUCAAAUCCCAAUCAGAAGCAAAACAUGCUGUGAAAUUAUGGAACAUCCAUCACAAAAGAGAAUAUACGAUGGUCGCGAGUAGUCCAACAACGUGGGCUGUACGGUGCAGAACAUUAAAUGUACCAAGUGAGGAUGGUGAUCCACCAUGUGUGUGGAAGAUGCGUGUGUCUUUGAAAGAUCACGGCCUUCAUGAAAUUGUAUGGGCGUAUGAGUGGAUCGAGAGAAUCGCGCCACAAAGAGUGCAACUAGAUUAUAUACUGGAUGAGACCGCUCCAUUAGCUCAGUGGGAACCCCACGAGUCGCUCAGAGCUGUGAGACAAUUUGGAUACAUACAGGGUGUUUCCCGUGGCCCUAUGAUUAAAGAUCGUGCAGCAUUUCUUCUCGAUCACGCCCACAGUAUGUCUGGCCUACUGAGCAACAAUUGUGUGGAUCACCAUUCCGCAGUACGUCCUCACUGGAGAAAGAGGGAAAAGUACGUUCUAAAAGAUUUGGAGGUUGGAUUCCCUGGCAAAAGAUAUGAGGGGUACUAUGAAUGGUUCAUGAUGAAUACUGUCAAGCUUAUAUCCAAUCCCAAAAAUUAUGAAGCUAAAGGAUACGAGACUUCUUCGAGUCGAGUGAAAUUAUAUGGCGAAGUAUUGAAUAACAUUCGCGUGAGUUCCAAGCAGUUUAGAGAUGAUAGAGAUGAGAAGAAUCUCCUAAACAAUGAACUCGAGGAGUAUUUGAACAAAAUCAUCAAUCAAACACAUGCUGCUUUAACCCUAGGUCCAAAUGAUGAGAUUGACAUGGACGAUACCCAAAUCCUAGUUGAUGAAGAAUCAUCUCUGCCCUCACAACCUGCGCCGCGUAAGAAAGCGAAACCGUGGCCGAGAGAUAAGAUUGGAGGAGGAAGAAAGCGAAAGAUAGAGAUUCCCCCUCGGUCAUUGCGAGAACAAAAUGACAGUGACGGUUCACGUAAUCAACAACGAGAGGCGAGGCGGCUUCUUCUAGAGGCUCGCACAUCCAGCUCUAGACUCAAUUUGAAGACAAUGGUGGACCUGAGACUCAAUUUGGUGGAGAGUCGCAACCACAGUCGGGAGUCCUAUUUCUCACUGUGGCAGAGUCCCAAUCCCUACCCCAACCCCAACUUCAUCAACAACAUGGUUCAAUACUCAUGUAUCUUUGGAGGGAAGAUAGGAUUCACCACGAGCCAAAUAAAUACACUCCGGAUGCGCCUAAGAAAGGAAAAGGGAAAAAAUGAGCCGUUGAUGUUACUGAACAAGAAAAAACCAGUCUUUGUUGUCACGAAUUUCGGUACUCGAGUUGUCGUUGCUGUUUCUCCGGAGUGUACAGUUGGGCAUUUCAAAGAGGAGUUCGAGAAUGCCCAUUUUAAUUGCUUUCCGGAACAUGGAAAGGUUACUGUGGACGCCGUGAAGAUAAGGAGGAAAUCUUGCUCUUUUGACCUUGCUGAAUUGUUUCCUCUAAAAUAUGCUUUUGAGGGUGCAAAGUGCUGGUUCCUUUAUGUUGUUUCGCACCGUGUAGAGAACCUGUCAGCGUAUAAAAAAAAUGGCAGAAUGUCAAAAAGAAAGAGAUGCAAGAAGAGGAAAAAGUUCUGGUGUUUCAAAGCUAUGAUUUUUAAGGUUCCAAGAGCUAUUUACUUUUUGAAGAGGACUAAGAAUAAGCCACAAAGGAAAAGGAAACGUAGACGCUUGGAGGACCGGAUAAAAGGCAGCGAGCAAGGACCUCUCAAAUCUGAGGAAAAUAGAUUUCUAGUUUUAGAAUCCAUUGGUGAUGUGGACAUACAGCCAAAUCUCGGAACCGAAAAAGAGUGCCACAGUGAAGCAUUUUCAGAAAGAGUAUCAAUUUCGGGCAUUAUAAAUAGAUAUUUUUCAAGUUGUGAUGAGGUGAAUUCGAACUCAAGAUAUUCUCUCAUGGGAAGCGUAGAACAAAUAAAGGCCAUAGGAGACUUUGACUAUCAGAGCAUACAAUCUCCUAUUGUCCCCAGAACACCUGAACAAGGACAUAGUGAGAUCCACCAGGGACCUAAUUCAAGGUCAUUGGAAAAAAAAGCUAGGACUGAUGUGGGAGUACGUGUUGUGAAGGCUUCCAGGAGUUUUGGGCUGUCUACAAGCAGAAAAAGUGUUGUUCAUUCUCUCUCCAACUUUAUUGAUGGAGGUUCAAUGGUUACUGGAUCUGGUAGUACUCAUGUGAGAAGGUUAGUCUUUGAAAUUCCAGAUACCGAUGACUAG
This is a messenger RNA of Oldenlandia corymbosa var. corymbosa, 2319 nucleotides long. The record is from the annotation of a GenBank genome assembly. Lineage: Eukaryota; Viridiplantae; Streptophyta; Magnoliopsida; Gentianales; Rubiaceae.